AUGGUCUUCUCCUCCUCUUCGGUUCACAUCACCAAAGCAAACGCACUCCGCGCCGCCCCCGAUGCAACUCCAGAACCAGGUCCCGCCAAAGAGGCCGAUGCUAUUGUCAGCAAGAGCGACAAGCUCUGCGCUUCUGAUACCAUCAUUUACACGACCUCCGGCACCGGACUUCUUCUUGUCAGCCCCGGUGCAGGGCAAGAGCUCAAGCGCCACGAGAUGGGCACAGGAGACUUUGCCUUUAUCCCAGCUUGGACAGAACAUCAGCUGCUCAACGAAACGGAUCAAGACAAUGCAUGGGUCAUCACGCGCAGUGGCCCUUUGCCCACUGUAGUAGAUCUGACGGAUUGGGGAGGUGACCGAGUCAAAUAA
Molecule: messenger RNA, 369 nt
Organism: Colletotrichum karsti
Lineage: Eukaryota; Fungi; Ascomycota; Sordariomycetes; Glomerellales; Glomerellaceae
Product: cupin 2 conserved barrel domain protein
Exons: 2
Coding region: 1-369 (122 amino acids)
Source: RefSeq, a predicted model, not a curated record